GCGACGAGAUCGGCUGGAACGACGGCGGCGGUGCGCGGGACUCUGCGGACGCGCGCGCGACGGACGUCGUCGCGUCGGACUACGGAGAAGGCUACCGGUCGUCGGAGGAGAAGCCCGACGUUGUCGCCGGCGAGGAAGCGCAGCUCUCGACGACGCAGCAGCCGUCGUCGUCGCCGCAUCUCGACGCGGCUAGCGCGGCCGGAUGGGACGCGCGCGUGACUAACACGGUCGAGUCGGACUACGGAGAAGGCUACCGGUCGGAGGAGGAGAAGCCCGACGUCCGUCUGCUAGUAGAGGAAGUUAUGAGUCUGGGCGGCGGCGCCGACGCAUCUGGCGCGGCCGGAUGGGACGUGCACGCCACCUCCGAGGAUCUCUUCACUAUUGACACAGCGUGCCGGCAGGUCGUCUCCGAUCUCGUCUCCAUGGUGACCGCCGACGAGGAUGCCGGUUGCCGCGGCAACGACAUCGCGAAGUUCAGGUCGACGCGCGUCAUCGUGCAGGACAUGGCUGGCGUUCUCUACAGAAAGUCGAAGGACGUGACGUCGUGGAAGGUAGGUGGCGCCGGAAUCGCUUGCGCGCUCGCGCCGGUAGUCCGCGGAGGAGGCCGGGGAAAUUUCGCGAGGGCGCCUGUAACACAUUGCAAUUAA
Messenger RNA from Priapulus caudatus, 647 nucleotides. RefSeq lists its product as uncharacterized. The record is from RefSeq and is a predicted model, not a curated record. NCBI's taxonomy places the organism in Eukaryota, Metazoa, Priapulida, Priapulimorpha, Priapulimorphida, Priapulidae. The transcript has 2 exons. The annotation marks the transcript as partial.